CACCGCACACACACUUCGUCCGCCCCCCCACUCGUGGCUGCCGGUGUUCGCAUGGAAGUGCCCGGGAGCUCCGCACUCGAGGCGCGCGGCCGGUGGAGAUGCGCAUUCGGAGCUGAACCUUCUCCACUUCUUCUUGUCGUUCUUCUCCAUCCUCCUCUUCCCUGGCCAACAUGCCGGACUUGAGCCACUGUCGCCUGCUGCUCCUCCUGCUGCCGCUGGGUUCCGUUUACGCACCGCCGGCGUCCUCGCCGCCGUUCUCCUGCCCGACGGGCUGCGAGUGCUCCGAGGCGGCGCACACGGUGAAGUGCGUGGCCAAGGACCUCCGCAGCGUCCCGCUCGGGAUCCCCGGAUACGCCCGGAACCUCUUCAUCACCGGCAACCGGAUCGUGCGCGUCGGCCCGGAGUCCUUCAAAGGCCUGGAAAACGUCACCAACCUCUCCCUCAGCAACAACAGGAUUUCCGAGGUGAAUUCUCACGCCUUCGCCGGCCUGCCGAGUCUGCGUUCCCUGGACCUGAGCUCCAACCAGCUGGCGGUGGUCCACCCGGAGGCCUUCACGGUGGCCAACCAAUCCCUGCGCGAGCUCAACCUGAGCCGCGCCCUCUACAACGACUCGGCCGUGCGGGACUUGGCCACGGCGCUGCGCUGGAGCGGUCUGACGUCGCUGCGCGGCCUGGACCUGUCGCACAACGGCCUCAUCUACCUGCCGCCACGUAUCUUCUCCCACCUGGGCGCGCUUCGGCGCCUGCUGCUGGCCAACAACUCCCUGGUGGCCGUGCACAACGCCACCCUGGCCGGUUUGGAGGAUCUCCGGGAGCUGGAUUUGACGCUCAACUCGCUGAAGAACGUGCCUGAGGAGGGCCUGCGCGAGCUGGACUCGCUCCCCGAGGCCAAGAUCCUCCUGGGGGAGAACCCGUUCACGUGCGCGUGCGGUAUCGAACCUUUCGUCCGCUGGCUCAACCGUUCCCGGGGACGCGUCCGGGACCCGGAGCGGCUGGUUUGCGCCUUCCCCGCCGCCCUGAGGAACUCCUCCCUGCUCUCGGCGGUGGGCGCCUCCGGCAGCCUGGGGUGCCGCCGGAGGGGCGCUGGCGCCGAACUGGCCCUGCAGACCUCCUACGUGUUCCUGGGCUUGGUGCUGGGCCUGGUGGGCUUGGUCUUCCUCUUGGUGCUCUACCUGAACCGCAAGGGCAUCAAGAGGCGCGUGUACGACAUGCGCGACGCCUGCAGGGACGUGUGGGAGGGAUACCACUACCGCUUCGAGAUCGACUCGGACCCUCGCCUGUCCCAGGUGUCCUCGGGCGCCGACAUGUGAGACCCCAACAAUCCUAGUGGAACUUGUAGAAAAUGUACA
Molecule: messenger RNA, 1349 nt
Organism: Phycodurus eques (leafy seadragon)
Lineage: Eukaryota; Metazoa; Chordata; Actinopteri; Syngnathiformes; Syngnathidae
Product: trophoblast glycoprotein-like
Exons: 2
Coding region: 171-1310 (379 amino acids)
Biological process (GO): negative regulation of canonical Wnt signaling pathway
Cellular component (GO): plasma membrane
Molecular function (GO): protein binding
Source: RefSeq, a predicted model, not a curated record